AUGAGUGCCAUCGAAAAGAGAUCAAAGAACCAAGUCGAUGGGCUGCGGGAAGGAGUGAAGAACAUGUCUGUCGAUAUGAGAUUGUUCUCCCUUACCAUGAGGUCUCUUUACGCAGAAAAAGCGGUGGGCACUGACGAAGAAGUUGCCAAACAGUUCAGAAAACUCCGCGACGACACCAGGAAUGAUGCCAUGGUGUACAUUGAGGGCAUCCUUCCUCUGACAACCGAGUUUGUCACAUCCAUCAGCACAUACUUUGAAUACUAUGAGGCUCUGACGUUUGAUGAGUGGUGUGAAAAUAUUUCCAUGAUCCGCAAGGAGGUUGCUGAGUACAAGAAGCUCUGUCACACAAUGUUGAAAAUGCAUGAAGAGAUUUUGGUGCCCCUGAAGAAGAGAAGAGACCAGGCCGGUAUUUUAUUGAAGAAAAUGACGCUCCUUGUGGCAGAAUUUGAGAAGAAGAAAGAAGCGCUGGCAAAAAAGGGAGGUACUAAACGUGUUUGGGCGACGGCACUCGGCUUCAUCCCGGUCAUUGGUAUGGUUGCCAGUCCCAUUUUAAGCGCCUGUGGUGAUAAAGAUUUGGCAGAAGCCACCGCUGCUGGAGAGCAAGCCAAGAUCGAAGAAGCAGCCGCCUUGGCAGUGAAGGAAGUUCUCAUCCCCGCUUUUGAAGCCUUCAUCGGUGGAAUCUCUAAAGCAGCCGGCUUCUUCUCUGUUAUGGAACACGAAUUGCAAAAGUUUGAAAACAACGCCAAGAGGAGCGAGGACGACCCACAGUUUAUCUUCUUCAAGAUAAUGAAGGUGGAAGCCAAGGAUAUUAAAUCUGUCUGCCAAGUGUUCUAUGCAGCCUUACCAGAUGUCAAGACCGACUUCGAAGCCAUGCCAACAGAGGGCACAGACCGCAACUACGUGGACGAGUGGUUGGGAAAACAGAAAAAGAUGAUCGAAGAAGAAUGUAAGGGUAAGCUUGCCAAAAAUAUGCUGUCAGCCAUUGCAGAUGCAGUCGAAAAAAAAUGA
This is a messenger RNA of Pocillopora meandrina, 1008 nucleotides long. Lineage: Eukaryota; Metazoa; Cnidaria; Anthozoa; Scleractinia; Pocilloporidae. The record is from the annotation of a GenBank genome assembly.